Messenger RNA from Penicillium subrubescens, 477 nucleotides. RefSeq names its product ankyrin repeat domain-containing protein. NCBI's taxonomy places the organism in Eukaryota, Fungi, Ascomycota, Eurotiomycetes, Eurotiales, Aspergillaceae. The record is from RefSeq and is a predicted model, not a curated record. Gene Ontology annotation, cellular component: cytoplasm; nucleus. Gene Ontology annotation, molecular function: protein binding. Bases 1 to 477 code for a protein of 158 amino acids. The transcript has a single exon.
AUGGCAGCAAGUACAGGCCGUGGAGCAACAGUCAAGCAACUUCUCGGGACGGACGGGGUCGAUUCAGACCCCAGAGAUUCUAAUGAACAGACGCCGCUUUCUCGUGCAGCAAGAAGAGGUCAGCUGGAAGUAGCAGAGCUCCUGAUCGCGACGGAGGGUGUCAAUCCGGACUCCAGGGACUCCAAUGGACAGACGCCGCUUUCGCAUGCAGCACAGUUUGGGAAGCUGGCAGUGGUAGAGUUACUGAUCGCGAGAAAAGGUGUCAAUCCAGACUCCAGGGAUAAUAACGGAAGGUCGCCGCUAUGGUAUGCAGCAGAAUAUGAUCACGGGGAUGUGUUCCAGCUACUACUUUCAACCGAGGGCGUCGAUCCGGAUCCCAAGGACUCAUAUGGACGACCGCCGCCCUCUUUUGACUUAUAUCGGCAGACUCGUUGGAAUAGUCUGAAUUUCCUCUCUUCUAUCAAGCCCCGCACCUAA